CAAUAAAGAGCUUGGUACUCCAAGCGUUUUUAAUACUUUGCAAUUGUAAUUUGCAGACAAUUUUUUAUUUUCUUUGUUUAUUGCAUGUUUUUGUCAUUAAUUAUUUGAACACACUUUAUCAAAAUGAGUCGUGAAGUAGUAAAGAAAUGCACUAAGUGUGAACAACAGAUUCCUGUUGCUUGCAAAUUAUGUCCACUGUGUAAAUGUUAUGUAACUCCAGCAAAAUCUGUCAAAACUCCAAAAGGUACAUCUGAUAUCAAAGUGGUGAAGAAAUGCUCUGAAUGUGGAGAAGAGAUUCCAGUCGCUUGCAAAUUGUGUCCACUGUGUAAAUGUCAAGUUGCUCCAGCAAAAACUGUCAAAGAUGAUGAUGCAGAGAUACGAAGGACAGAGAGAAUCAACAGAGAAAGACCGGACUUCUUCAAUGCCAUGAAAAUUGAUAACCAGUUCAAAAAGAAGAGGAAAAGGAAAGCAAGAUCAACUAGUUCAUCAAGUGAUGGUAGUUUUAGUUCAGAUUAUGCUCCAAAGAGAAGGAGAGGACGACCAAGGAAAGUGACCAAUACUUGUGCAAUAUAUCUAAACCCUUCAGAUGACGAGAAGACAGAAAUGGAUGUCCAUCAGCUUGUAUAUGAACAGACAGUGGUCAUGAAGGAUUGUAUUAAGACAUUGAAAGCUUUAACACAGUCUGUUAAUGAUCUGAAGGAUAGUAUUGACGAGUUAAAUGAGAAACAAUAAUUGGUGGGCAUUGUAAAAUUUUUACAUAGAGGAUCUUACUUGUGACUCUUUUCAUGUUGAAAUUUUUAAUAAUUUGAAUUGUUACAGGGGGAGGAAAAUAUGCAGCCUGACUGGGACUUGAACCUGGAAAGUGAACAAUUUUGACCGGUGACAUACUCCCCCUGCUAUAUUGAAAUUUGUUUUUGAAUUUCUUAAGAGUAACAAACUUGCGCUAAUUGAACUUAGAGAUUUAUGCAGUUAUUGCCCCACGUCAGGUGCCAAAUGUUACAGGGCGAGAAAAAUGUGCAGCCUGAUUGGGACUUGAACCUUGGACCCUUUGAAUACCGUUUUGCGGCUUUACAGACUGAGCUUUUUGCCCGCUUCCAUAUUUUUUUAUUAAAUAGUGAACAGUUUUGAACUGUGACAAUAAAAAAAGUGAAAAAUAUGAGCUUGUGCGUUUUUUUAGCAUUUUAAAUGCACUAUGUUUAACCAUUUACAAAAAUAAUGGUUUUGGCAUUUUUUUUUAAAGGCCAGUUUAGACAAUUUUUUUAUUAUUUUGAUUAUUUCUUACAAGCUUGGUAUUAUUGUUGUCCUGCUACUGCUUUUUGUUACUGUUACUUAUUUGCUCCAAUCUUUUGCUUUUUGGCAAUUAGUUCAUCAAUAGGGAUUUAGAAUUUUGUAUGGAAGUCCAAAUAUGCUUUGUACAAAGUUUGCUACCUUUACUGAAUAUGUAUUAAUUGUAUUUCAAAGAGUUGGAGAUGGAAAUUUAGAGUUAUUAAGAAAAGACAAAUGUAAAUGGCAGCUCUCAGCUUGACUGGAUUUGUUUCAAAUUUAGAAUGUUGUUUUUAAACACUUUUAUAUUGUAUUUAAUGUUGUUAUUAAGAUAUGUUAUUGGUUGCUUUUGCUUUGCUUGUAGAAUUGUCAAUCAAUUGAAACUGAGUACAUUAAAUGAGCCACGUCACGACAAAACCAACAUAGUGCGUUUGGGACCAGCAUGGAUCAGGAUACAUGCUGUUCGCUUACCAACCCUAUUACAAGUAGAAAAACUGAUAACGAACAGCAUGGAUCCUGAUCAGACUGCGCGGAUGCGCAGGCUAGUCUGGAUCCAUGCUGGUCGCAAACGUACUAUGUUGGUUUUGUCGUGACGCGGCUCAAAUUAAGUUACAGUUUACCGUAGAUUGCAUACUGUUAUUGUAAAUAAUGUCUUUCCUAUAUUUGCGGAUCUGUAUAAUUUAAGAGUAUAAUGCAUUGUCUAUUGAAAUAGACUAACAUGCUAAAAAAAUAAAAAUACAUCAAAGAGAUGUCAUGUAGAAUGACCCUGUUAUUUAACAUACAUGCAUAUUGUAUAAACAGAAAAAAAUGUUCUGGGGACAAAUUAUUAUGCUGCUAUUUUAAGUUGGGUUUUAACCAUUUAGAAAUAAUAUUUUGCAUGCAACAUUUUGUAAGCAUAUUUUGUUUUGUAAAAAGUAUUUUGAAAGUUUUGCUUUAUUUUUUCAAAAUUCAAUAAGAAAUUUUUUAUAUAAUUAUGUCAGAUAUAAAGCUUUACACAUAUUAAGACGAACAAUUCAAUCUCAUCAAAUUUGAUCACAUAACAGUUAUAUGUUAAAACUGCUAUUGGAAUUUUAAAGUGUAUAGGUCUACAAUGGGCAUAUUUUCCAUUAGUAUUUUAAAUAUUCAAUAUUGAUAAAAACCACAGCAGAAAUGUAUCACUUUGAUACUCUUAUAAAAUGCUGCUGGAAAAAAUGUUGAUAAAGUUCUAAGUGAUUUAGAAUGACCAUUUGUAUGAUGAAGAA
This is a messenger RNA of Ruditapes philippinarum (Manila clam), 2504 nucleotides long. RefSeq names its product UPF0547 protein C16orf87 homolog. Lineage: Eukaryota; Metazoa; Mollusca; Bivalvia; Venerida; Veneridae. The record is from RefSeq and is a predicted model, not a curated record. The coding region runs from base 124 to 732 and encodes 202 amino acids. The transcript has 7 exons.